AUGAAGGACGCUGAGGAGGAUUCUGAGGAAAAGAAGAAAACCGUACCACUUUCUGAAACAGAAGUUAAAAUUUUAAAAUCAUACGGAGUUGGACCUUAUGCAGCUCCAAUUCGUGCAGCUGAUAAUGAUAUAAAAGAAGUUAUUAACAGAAUUAAUAAAUUAUCAGGAGUUAAGGAAAGUGAUACUGGAUUAAAUCCUCCUCAUAUGUGGGACUUAGUGCUUGAUCAACGUUCCUUACAGGAAGGAGCGCCACUUCAAGUAGCAAGAUGUACUAAUAUUAUUAACCCUGGAACUCCACAAGCUAAAUACAUCAUCAACGUUAAACAAAUCGCCAAAUUCGUUGUGGGAUUGGGAGAGAAGGCCGCCGCUACGGAUAUAGAGGAGGGUAUAAGAGUUGGAGUUGACCGUAACAAGUACAAGAUCCAGAUAACCUUGCCGCCUAAAAUUGACCCGUCUGUAACCAUGAUGACAGUUGAGGAGAAGCCAAACAUCACAUACAACGAUAUAGGUGGAUGUAAGGAUCAACUAGAGAAGUUAAGGGAGGUGGUUGAGAUGCCUCUUUUACAGCCUGAACGUUUUGUACAGCUAGGAAUUGACCCACCAAACGGAGUUUUACUUUACGGACCACCAGGAACUGGUAAAACCUUAACAGCUAGAGCUGUUGCAAAUCGAACUGACGCUUGUUUUAUAUGCGUCAUAGGCUCAGAACUUGUUCAAAAUAUAAUAAUAAUACUGAAUGAUGAAAUUAGAUAUGUUGGAGAAGGAGCCAGACUUGUUAGAGAACUGUUCCAGAUGGCAAGGAGUAAGAAGGCAUGUAUAUUAUUUAUUGAUGAAGUUGAUGCCAUUGGAGGUUCCAGAGGUGAGGACGCGUCAAAUGGUGAUCACGAGGUUCAGCGAACAAUGCUCGAGAUUGUGAAUCAGCUAGAUGGGUUUGAUGCCAGGGGUAAUAUUAAAGUACUAAUGGCCACGAACAGGCCUGAUACACUAGACUCAGCACUACUAAGACCAGGACGUAUAGAUAGACGUAUAGAAUUUGGAUUACCAGAUCUAGAGGGUAGAAAACAUAUAUUUAAGAUCCAUUCAAGGACGAUGAGCGUGGAUAAGAACAUAAGAUACGAGUUGUUGGCCAGACUCUGUCCAAACAGCACAGGAGCAGACCUAAGAAGCGUGUGUACAGAGGCCGGAAUGUUCGCAAUCAGAGCCAGACGUAAGAGUAUCUCAGAGAAGGACCUGAUUGACGCCAUUUCUAAAGUCAUUAAAGGUUAUAAGAAGUUCUCAGCAACUGGAAGAUACAUGGUCUACAACUGA
This is a messenger RNA of Theileria annulata, 1308 nucleotides long. Its product is annotated as 26S proteasome subunit, putative. Gene Ontology annotation, molecular function: ATP binding; proteasome-activating activity; ATP hydrolysis activity. The record is from RefSeq and is a predicted model, not a curated record. Bases 1 to 1308 code for a protein of 435 amino acids. The transcript is spliced from 8 exons. Gene Ontology annotation, cellular component: proteasome regulatory particle, base subcomplex. Lineage: Eukaryota; Apicomplexa; Aconoidasida; Piroplasmida; Theileriidae. Gene Ontology annotation, biological process: proteasome-mediated ubiquitin-dependent protein catabolic process.